This is a messenger RNA of Poecile atricapillus (Black-capped chickadee), 2944 nucleotides long. RefSeq names its product protein FAM3C. The record is from RefSeq and is a predicted model, not a curated record. The transcript is spliced from 10 exons. NCBI's taxonomy places the organism in Eukaryota, Metazoa, Chordata, Aves, Passeriformes, Paridae. Bases 184 to 867 code for a protein of 227 amino acids.
GCGGGUGCGCCCUCCGCGCCUUCCUCCGGCUGCGCAGCGGCGGCGGCUCCGCUCGGUUCCUGCUCGGGCCGGGGCAGCCUUCGCGGCGCGGCCGCCGAGGGGACGCUGCGCGACGUGUCCGCGUCCCACAGCCCCGGUGGCUGUUUUAAUGCAAUAGUGUCAUUAGCUGGCUGAACACUAAACAUGAGAAUAGCAGGUGCUGCAAAGUUGGUAGUAGUCAUAGCAAUAUUUUUAUUGACGUUUUAUGUCAUAUCUCAAGUGUUUGAAAUAAAAAUGGAUGCAAAUUUAGGACACAUAUUUGCUAGAUCAGCAUUGGAUGCAGCUGCACGCUCUACAAAACCUCCAAGAUACAAGUGUGGAAUCUCUAAAGCUUGUCCUGAAAAGCAUUUUGCAUUCAAAAUGUCAAGUGGAGCAGCGAAUGUAGUUGGACCUAAAAUUUGUGUAGAGGAUAAUGUUUUAAUGAGUGGAGUAAAAAAUAAUGUUGGCAGAGGAAUAAAUAUGGCCUUGGUCAAUGGUAAAACAGGAGAAUUACUGGAUACUAAGUUCUUUGACAUGUGGGGAGGAGAUGUGGCACCACUUAUUGAAUUUCUGAAGACCAUCCAGGAUGGAACGAUUGUGUUAAUGGCAACAUAUGAUGAUGGUGCAACCAAGCUUAAUGAGGAAGCACGGAAACUGAUCGCAGAAUUGGGAAGCACAUCCAUUACUAACCUUGGCUUCAGAGACAACUGGGUCUUCUGUGGUGGUAAAGGAAUUAAGACUAAAAGUCCAUUUGAACAGCAUAUAAAGAAUAACAAGGACACAAACAAGUACGAAGGCUGGCCAGAAGUUGUUGAGAUGGAAGGCUGUAUCCCUCAGAAGCAAGAGUAAAUGAAAACAGAAGAAAAGGAAAAACAAUAUGGAAGAAAAUGCACUUUCUGCUAUUAUUAGAGAGAGAGGGCUAUGAAGGAGACUGUACUGUAAAAUUUUUUUUUAAAGCAUGCAGCCAUCUUGUCAGUGUGUGCAUGAGCACUGACAUUUUGAAUAUUGGGAUUAUUUAUUGCUAACACACAUAGAAAUUCUUUUUGUAAAUAAGUCCAAAAUAAAAGAAACAUCCAAUCAUUUCUAUGCAGGUUUCUUAAAAGCACAGUAUUUAGUUUGCCUGUGGUAAAUAAUACUUGUAGAUAACUGGCUAAUAAAUUAUGUAUGUGGACAAUAAAGAGAUUGUGACAAAUGUACUGUCCUCUUAACAGUGCAAUGUUGCUGUGACUAUGUAAACUUGGUGGAAUAUUGUAGAUUUUAGUAACACGUUAAUAAGGAGCUUUAAUUUUUUUUUUUUUAUCCUCUGCCUUUUUAAUGGCAGCAUCAAUUUUUAUUAAAUCUAUUUGGUUAUUCUAAUACCAAGUGCUCCAAAAAUUUAUUUUGUAGUCCCCCAUCAAAACUGAAUGAUCAGCAAAGGAAGACUUACAUGAUGGUUUAACACAGAUAUGCCAUGAAAGGCACAAUAGAAAUUUUUUUUCCAAUCUUUAGGGGAUGAACUAAGGUAAAUAUAUAAAUAGCAUGUGUGAUAUUUAAAAGCAGCCUGGAAGAAUCUGUACUUAACUUGAAAGUGUUUACUUUAUAGAAAGAAACUGGCACAUUAAGCAGCAGUACUGUAGCUGAUUUUUUCUUUUUUUUAUUGCAGCUUUUGUACCGCUGCUUACCCAUUGAUUUUCUCUGUGGCUGAUCAGCUGCAGUGGCUGGUCACGCAGUGAAUGUGCGUGAUGGAAGAGCUUCCUCUUGUAGUUCUAACAUCAGGAACAAAUUCCCUAUCACAAAGAGCCUGUUAGAAAGCAGUGUGCCUUCUAGUGAGGGUUGUUUCAGGGUACACAUUUGUGCACCUUCACCACCUACAGUACUUCUCGUGAGCCGGCGGGGCAAUCUUGUCUUCAGUGGAAUGUCAGAGACAGCAUUGUGUCUUGGGUUAUGCAAUGUGUGACGUGUAAACUUCACUGAUGAUGCUUCCCUCAUCCUUUUUUUCAUGGGGAAAAAAAAGGACCAAGUUUAAGUGGCCUUAUUCUUACCUUAUAUCAGAGCUGUGUGAAGACCUUACCUUCUUUCUAAACACAUGUUUCUUUUAAGUAGGGCCAGCUUGAACUUUUCCUGAAACUAAGUUAUACCAUGCUAGCUGACUGUGUCCAUAUUCACAAAACUGGGGCUGACACAGAACUGGCUAUAAUCUCUUGGAGCUUUGUGUCAUGAAUUCUGGUAUAUUUCUCAAAAACUUCAAGCUACUACUGUGGGACAAAAGCCACAAAGGAUUUUUCAGGAGCCCACAGUGAGUUUAACACAGAGGCAUUAGAAAUAGUAUUAUUGUUGAUGUUAUCUGAGUCAAAUUCUGUGCACUAAAAGUUUCAAGCAAUAUUGAGAAUUAUCUUGUAAGAAAAAUAAAUACUCUCUGAUACCAGAGUAAGACUGGAUUCUGAGUUGUUCUCUAUGUUUAACUAGCUUUUUAAAUAAUGUUUGUUUCCCUCGGUAUUAAUGUAAAUUAGCUAUAAAUGCACCUGACACUUUGAAAAGUGAAAGUGCUUUUGUUAAGCCUUCCAGAUUUUCCUGUGUAGGAGGAUGUGUUAAUAUAUGUGUUUUUUCACUGAAGUAAAAUCCCCUUUUCUAAUCAGUUUGAAAUGCUAUUUCAUUACUUAAGCCUGUUGUGAAAAACUAACUGUUUAAUUCCUGGAGUUUUCACACAAAAACAGUUCUGUUGGUGUGUAUGCCUGUAUUGGCUACACUGCUAUUCAGAAUAAUACCAAAAUAAUUUUGAUGUUACUCAGCAGGGUCUUAAGAGGAAGAAACUAUUUGGCUUCAUUAGUAGUUUCCCUGGACUACACUUGUCUUAAUUGUCUUUAUUCUUUUGACUUUGAAUGCAAAUGAAUAUUUCAUCUUUCUUCAAAUUAAAAAGUUCAAAUUCCCUCUACAAAAUUAAAUGAAG